GGCGCAUGCGCAGCCCGUGUUAGUGAUGGAGGAGAGAAGAUGGCGGAAGCGGAAUUCAAGGACCACAGUACAGCUAUGGAUAGUGAAGCAAACCCUGGCACAUCUUCUGUGUCGACAACAGCCAGUAGUACCACCACCACAACUAUUACCACUUCCUCCUCUCGAAUGCAGCAGCCACAGAUCUCUGUCUACAGUGGCUCAGACCGACAUGCUGUACAGGUGAUUCAGCAGGCAUUGCAUCGCCCCCCCAGCUCUGCUGCUCAGUACCUUCAGCAGAUGUACGCUGCUCAGCAGCAGCACUUGAUGCUACACACCGCAGCCCUCCAGCAGCAGCACUUAAGCAGCUCCCAGCUUCAGAGCCUUGCUGCAGUUCAGGCAAGUUUGUCCAGUGGAAGACCAUCUACAUCCCCCACAGGAAGUGUCACACAACAGUCAAGUAUGUCCCAGACAUCUAUCAACCUCUCCACUUCUCCUACACCUGCACAGUUAAUAAGCCGUUCCCAGGCUUCCAGUUCUACCAGCGGCAGUAUUACCCAACAGACUAUGUUACUAGGGAGUACCUCCCCUACCCUAACGGCAAGCCAAGCUCAAAUGUAUCUCCGAGCUCAAAUGCUGAUUUUCACACCCGCUACCACUGUGGCUGCUGUACAGUCUGACAUUCCUGUUGUCUCGUCGUCAUCGUCAUCUUCCUGUCAGUCUGCAGCUACUCAGGUGAAAGAAUUUAACUUACGCAGCCAGAAGUUGGGUGUAUUAUCUAGCUCACAGAACGGUCCGCCAAAAAGCACUAGUCAAACUCAGUCAUUGACAAUUUGUCAUAACAAAACAACAGUGACCAGUUCUAAAAUCAGCCAACGAGAUCCUUCUCCAGGUAAUAAGAAAGGAGAAAGUCCAAGUCUGGAAUCACGCAGCACAGCUGUCACUCGGACAUCAAGUAUUCACCAGUUAAUAGCACCAGCUUCAUAUCCUCCAAUUCAGCCUCAUCCUCUAAUAAAACAUCAGCAGAUUCCUCUUCAUUCACCUCCCAAGGUUUCCCAUCAUCAGCUGAUAUUGCAACAGCAGCAACAGCAAAUUCAGCCAAUCACACUUCAGAAUCCAACUCAAGACCCACCCCCAUCCCAGCACUGUAUGCCACUCCAAAACCAUGGCCUUCCUCCAGCACCUACUAAUGCCCAGUCACAGCAUUGUUCACCAAUUCAGAGCCAUCCCCCUUCUUUAACAAUGUCUCCUAGCCAGUCACAGUCAGCACAGCAGUCUGUAGUGGUGUCUCCUCCACCACCUCAUUCACCAAGUCAGUCUCCUACUAUAAUUAUUCAUCCACAAGCACUUAUUCAGCCACACCCUCUUGUGUCAUCAGCUCUCCAGCCAGGGUCAAACCUGCAGCAGUCCACUGCUAAUCAGGUGCAACCUACAGCACAGCUGAAUCUUCCAUCCCAUCUUCCACUUCCAGCUUCCCCUGUCGUACACAUUGGCCCAGUUCAGCAGUCUGCUUUGGUGUCCCCAGGUCAGCAGAUUGUGUCUCCAACAUCACACCAGCCAUAUUCAACCCUGCAGUCCUCUCCAAUCCCAAUUGCAACCCCUCCACAGAUGUCAACAUCUCCUCCAGCUCAGAUUCCACCACUGCCCUUGCAGUCUAUGCAGUCUUUACAAGUGCAGCCUGAAAUUCUAUCCCAGGGCCAGGUUUUGGUGCAGAAUGCUUUGGUGUCAGAAGAGGAGCUUCCAGCUGCAGAAGCUUUGGUCCAGUUGCCAUUUCAGACUCUUCCUCCUCCACAGACUGUUGCGGUAAACCUACAAGUACAACCACCAGCACCUGUUGAUCCACCAGUGGUUUAUCAAGUAGAAGAUAUGUGUGAAGAAGAAAUGCCAGAAGAGUCAGAUGAAUGUGUUCGGAUGGACAGAACGCCACCACCACCCACACUGUCUCCAGCAGCUAUAACUGUGGGGAGAGAAGAUUUGACUUCUGAACAUCCUUUGUUAGAGCAAGUGGAAUUACCUGCUGUGGCAUCAGUCAGUGCUUCAGUAAUUAAAUCUCCAUCAGAUCCUUCACAUGUUUCUGUUCCUCCACCUCCACUCUUACUUCCAGCUGCUACCACAAGGAGUAAUAGUACUUCUGUACCCAGCAGCAUUCCCAGUAGAAACAAACCUCCACAGGCUAUUGUUAAACCACAGAUUUUAACGCAUGUUAUUGAAGGCUUUGUGAUUCAGGAGGGAUUGGAGCCAUUUCCUGUGAGCCGUUCGUCUUUGCUAAUAGAACAGCCUGUGAAAAAAAGGCCUUUGGAUAAUCAGGUGAUAAACUCUGUGUGUGUUCAGCCAGAGCUACAGAAUAAUACAAAGCAUGGAGAUAAUUCAUCUGACACAGAAAUGGAAGACAUGAUUGCUGAAGAGACAUUAGAAGAAAUGGACAGUGAGUUGCUCAAGUGUGAAUUCUGUGGGAAGAUGGGAUAUGCUAAUGAAUUUCUUCGGUCAAAACGAUUCUGUACUAUGUCCUGUGCCAAAAGGUACAAUGUUAGCUGUUCUAAAAAAUUUGCACUUAGUCGUUGGAAUCGUAAGCCUGAUAAUCAGAGUCUUGGGCAUCGUGGCCGUCGUCCAAGUGGCCCUGAUGGGGCAGCAAGAGAACAUAUCCUUAGGCAGCUUCCAAUUACUUAUCCAUCUGCAGAAGAAGACUUGGCUUCUCAUGAAGAUUCUGUUCCAUCUGCUAUGACAACACGCCUGCGCAGGCAGAGUGAGCGGGAAAGAGAACGUGAGCUCCGGGAUGUGAGAAUUAGGAAAAUGCCUGAGAACAGUGAUUUGCUACCAGUUGCACAAACAGAGCCAUCUAUAUGGACAGUUGAUGAUGUCUGGGCCUUCAUCCAUUCUUUGCCUGGCUGCCAAGAUAUCGCAGAUGAAUUCAGAGCACAGGAGAUUGAUGGACAGGCCCUUCUUUUGCUAAAAGAAGACCAUCUUAUGAGUGCAAUGAAUAUCAAACUAGGCCCGGCCCUAAAGAUCUGUGCACGCAUCAACUCUCUGAAGGAAUCUUAACAGGAUCAUGAAGCUGUGAGAAAACAGCAGUUUUACUCUUCUUAAACAAACUUGUAAGGUAAAGGCUCAAGCUGGCCUAGAAUGUUAUCAUAUAUUGUGGUGGAUAACCAAGCACAUUGGGAUCUCCACAUCAAAAGCUGAUAUUUCUUCUACAGAUACAGUAAUUCAUCAUACAUUUUCUUAAUUAGCCAACAUUGGUAAAGUUAAUUUUACAGGUUACAUGCAACAUUGAAAGACUUGAUAUAGAGGGCCAUGAUAUUUUUCAAAGAAAUGUGUUAUACUAGAUAAUUUUUUAAAGGUGAUGUUUAUCGUUAAUAUAAAGAAUCCUUUUAAAAGUAAUUUAAUGAUUUACAUUUUUCCUCUUUUGAUUCGGUUUUCUUACACAUUUUUCUACCCUGUAAGUUUUCUAUAGGUUGUCAUGAGAGAUAUAAUUUAGGAGUAAUUUAGGAAUAGUUUAGUAGGAGUCCAGUGACUGGAAUUGUAUGCAACGAGAUAUCAGUUGUACAUUUUAAGAAACAUGUCUGUCAGACAAUUGCUUUGUCUAUAAAAAGGAUUGCAUUCUAGCAUGAAUAAUACUAAUCUGGAAGUCAGAAGAGUUGGUUUCUAUUCCAAACUUGCCCAAGAAUUUGAUGUGGCUGAGAAAGUUAGUUUUCUUCUUAGUUUUUGUACAUUUAGAGCAGUGGUUCUCAACAGAGGUCAGUUUUGCUCCCCAGGGGAUAUUUGACAAUGCCUAGGGACAUUUUGGUUGUCAUAGCUUGGAGGGGUUGGGGAGGGUUGUUAUUGGCAUCUGGGUCAUGGAGGACAGGGAUGUUGCUAAAUAUCCCACAGUGCACAAGACAGUCCUCCAAAACAAAGAUUCAUCAAGUCCAAAAUGUCAAGUAGUGUCAGGGUUCAGAAACCCUGAUGUAGGAGUGAUAAGUGUUGCUCUUUUUUACCCAGAGGGUUAGUUUGAAAAGAUGAGACAUAAUAAGGAAUACAUUAUACAAUGGAAGUAUUUCAGACAGCAUUAAUGUUCUGCAGAAGUAUUUUUGCCAGUUUUAUGCAUACUAGAAAAAGGGAAAAUCCACUAAAUUGACCUAUAAAACUAAAAUCCACUAAAUUGACCUGUAAAGUAAGGACUAGCAUACAAAUAAUUUGAGUCUCAGAAAGUACGAAUUCAUAUUCUCUUUCAUAGAGCGGCAGAGAGCUGCUCCUCUGCACUGAUGAAGGCAUAAUAUCAUUAUACCUUAUGAACCAGUGCAUAGCCUUUGCUGGCAAGACAGUAGUUUUGUGGAUAUGUGUUUGGUCUUUGGAUUUUUUCUAAUGUUGAACAUGCUGGGUCUAGCUAGAAUGCACAUUCCUUUUUCCUUGACUAAACCUUUGCAUGCUUCCUACAAAGCUCCCACCAACUAGUAUCUCUUGGAUUAUCACAUAUAAUUUUGUAUGUACAUGUUUUACAGAAAAAACAUUUUAAAACAAAUUUUUCACUGAACAGUUAGUGUUCUAUCAGAAUUAUGACAUUAAAACAAAAUUGUUGUGGGAGCCCUGAGAGCCUUAUUGUCGGGAAAUAAAAAAUUUGCUUUAAUCCUUUUUAUCUUUACCAUACGAUGGAAAUGUUUUAAAAUAGAAGGAACAUACACAGAUAUUUGGCAGACGUUCAGUAAGUGGGGAAGAGUCCAUGGGUUUCAGUCAUUGUCACUGCUCUUUUCAAAAAGAUUGUGUUGAGCUAGUAGAAGACUAAAGAUGUCAUCAAGGACAUCACAGAUAUUUAUCUUUUGGCUUUGUGUACAUUAGAGAAUGUUGAUUAUUUUAUACAAAAAUACAGCGGGUAAUUUUUUUAAUCUUUAGAUGCCUCUUGUUUGAAUGUAUGCUUUGUGGGAUUCUUUUGUGUAGUAAUGUUUAAAAAAAAAAAGAUGUUUACUGAUAGUUAUGUGUAGGAUUAGAAUGUGUAAUAUAGUGUAAGGCUCAAGUUCCAGACCUACAAUAGCUUGUAGUCUAUGUUACAUAUUUCUUUAUAUCACAUUGUUAAUUAUUGGAUUAAAGUUUCAAGGAAAGGUAGGAACUCUAUAGUCAGUUUUCAUUAUUAGCAGUUAAUCAUUAUGACAGUUGUCAUAUCCUUGGCUUUUCCCCCUCAUCUUGCCGUUUCAGAACACAGGAAUCGGCUAAGCAUUAAUAGGAUGCUCCACUGUGUGCGGGGCGGGUGAGGAGCACACAGGGAAGUCUCCCGUGGAAUUAAAACUUUAUCAUAGAUAAUCCACAAGCAACUGAUUUCGGGGUAGACUCCCUUAGCAAUAAUGGGUACCUCCCAUAACUAAAUUAUCUGUAUAGCCUUUAAGGUAUUAGAACUAUGUUACAGGUUCUCCUUUUCUUUACUGUCUCUUUUAAUAUCAGUCAUUAUAUACUGAUUGAAAGCCCUCGUGCCUAGCACCAUGUUAAUAUCCAAGAAAGCUUACCAGAAGGGGGAUUUCCAUUGAGAGCACCUUAUAAUCUUAAAUCUUGUAGUAAUCUUAAGAGUAGUCCAGAUCUCUUGACCUCACUCAAAACAUACCCAGAAAAUAUACUUGCUUCUUUCAGCUGAGCUAUUUUGUUUAGAAAUGGCCUAUUUGCUUUCAACUGGUAGUUUUCCCUAUUGAUGCAACUGUUUUUUUUUUUUUUCUAGAGGAUUUAAUCUUAAAAAUCAAAGCUUCAGUUAAAUAUGAAUAUAGAUGAUAACACUGGAUGUCCAUUUCUCUUCUAAGUUCUAAGCACAGUUCUGGUAUGAUACAGGUGGGGAGAGUAUUAUUUUGUUUCCAUCAUGCUACUAAAUUGUUUUAGGAUUUCAUUGAUGAGAAGGAAUGACAGAGAACAUGGGAAGUUCCUCCUGUUUUUGCUAAGUGUACAUUUUGACUUUAAACUGAUGCACUCUUUUCCCUUUGAGGGAAGUAAAAAAAACCUACAAGUUUCAAAUUUUAUUUACUUUAAGCCAUGUGUUCCUAAGAAAAUAAAGUGAGAGAGUUGGUUUGUAGAUGUUUUUGCAUGACAUGGAUUCUCAUCAAGCCUAGUGUAGUAGGCAUGUGUCUGACAGGCUCUGCACCUUUGAUGUAAUCAUUGUCAUAUAAGGCAGAGUACUGUCCCAAAACCUGUCACUUUUUGAGUGGCAUAUAACUUUCCAGGAUGGUACUUUUGAUUUGCUGUGGCAUCGCUAAACAGACAUUUUCCUUAGUCUCAGUUUAAGGGCUGUCAUGUAGGAGUAGAGAAGAUAGAAUGAGGGGAAGACAUGUUAGUGAAGAGGCAUGAGAAUGGGAAAGAGGCAGACAAGAGACCUGCCACUUUGCUUGUCCCACUUCAACACUGAACAAAUUUCUGCACUUUUGACGUUAAUAUUCAUGAUUUACCUUAAGUAGAAAUGAUUUUUUUUAGAUAGCCCAUUGUUUGUUUUUGUUUCCUAGUGUGUUGAAACACUUCCUUAGAACUGUCUGAAGUAUUGCUGUGCCCAUACCUUUGAAUAAUUUUUGUGUGAAAUUAUAGACAUUUAUUCAAAUACCGGUCCUAGGCUGAAAUCUGUCACAGCAUCCCCUAUCACUGACUUGUUCAAUUAAAUGUUAUAGAGUCCCA
Lynx canadensis (Canada lynx) is the source of this 6588-nucleotide messenger RNA. RefSeq names its product polyhomeotic homolog 3 (gene PHC3). Gene Ontology annotation, cellular component: nucleus; PRC1 complex. NCBI's taxonomy places the organism in Eukaryota, Metazoa, Chordata, Mammalia, Carnivora, Felidae. The record is from RefSeq and is a predicted model, not a curated record. Gene Ontology annotation, molecular function: zinc ion binding; protein binding.